UCCUCCAUGGUUUAAUCGGGCCAUUUCUCUAAACGGAAAAGUCACACAUAAGUUUCUCACAUCGCACAAAAUACCGUACUGUGUGUUUGACUUACUUGUUCCCCAAAAAAAUAAAAGAAAAAUACUCUCAACCCCCAAAAGCUCUCUCCUUUUCCAUAAGCUUUGUGUGUGAGUGGAAAUGGAUUGCAGAGCCGUAAAUCGCAAUUCGAUAUAGAAAAAAAACUCCCGAAAACACCCCUAAAAAUCUCACCAGCCUCCGAGAAAGAAAGAAAAAAAUAGUGGUGCUGGGGGUGAGAGAGCAGCACUCAACCACCGUUGAAUCAAUUGAUUGAACAUUGUAGGAAAAUCUCAUCAAUUUCCGGAUUUCAUUCCAAAAGGGGGAUUGACUGUGUGUAGUAUUGACGGGGGGAAAAUUGCCAAAAGAGCAUCCCCCUAAAUCUCCUUCUGCAAGACAUUCACAACAAUUGUUCUCAGUGGAUUUCUUACAACACCCCAUCAUACCAACGGUGUGUGUGUGUUAUUUAGGUGAAAAGAAUUUCGUGGGGGGAUGCUUGUGAAUAAAAUAUUAUUCACAUGAUCCUGACACUUGCGUCGAAUGAGUGAUGGAUGGCAAGUGCGGAGAUGACACACAUUUCAAAAAUCAACUGUACGAUAAAUAAAUCUUCCCUAGAGUAAAACUCUGCCGGCUGAUGCUUUUAUUUCUUCCACCAUCAUCACCGCCAUACCCUUUGCACCCCCGCAGUCUGUGUCACAUCGAGAUAUCAAGUUUUUCCACCAAGUGAACCUCAAGUGGUGAAUGAAUUUUCCAUAUCGGUGAGCUGUGAAAGGGGGAGUAAAAAAAAGGUGGUAUAGGAGUUUGAGGUGCAAACCACAUUUAAAAAUUUGGUUGGUGUAAAAAAAAACCCCGGGGGGUGGUGCAAUAAGAGGCAAUUAAAUAUACAUAAAUAGCUACAUAGAGAGAGUGAUAAUGUGGUUGAUGAUUUAUGCAAACGCAUUUCGUGCGUUGAAAUAAAAUUCGGUGAUUUGUGGACGUGUCAUCAAUGAGUAACAUCAUAAUUAAAACAUAAAUUAUAUUCACAUUCUUCUACAUAAUAAUAAUAAUAACUCUAAUAAUAGCGAUAGAAAACACUAUAAUAUAUAUGGCUAUACUAUCCCCAAUUCAGUAAUGACACAAAUAUUCGAUUGAAUUAAUUGGUGAAUACAAACACAUGCGUCCCAUUAUUGGAUAACACUCCCACACUCUACGACGAAGAAGAAAAGAGCAGCACAAAAUCACUAUAAGGAAUAACCUCCUCAACCGAGAUACACGAUAUCUCUGAAUGGAUUUUCGAUUUCAAUUGAUAAGAUAAAGGGAAAAUGAAUAAUAGACCACCUCCAGCAUUUGUUGGCUCACCACCAAGCCCCCGGAGUCCCUCGCUAUGCUUCCCAUCGCCGAAGCAGCAAAAAUCAUCGGAAAAGUCAGGGCUCUGUGGUAGAUCCUCGAAGAGGAGAUCACCAAUGUUGGCAGCUAUUGGUGCUUUAAUUCUCGUAUUGGCAUACACGACUUUUGGUUCAGUUUUAUUUGUAACAUUGGAAACAUAUGAUUCUGGAAAUUCAGAGGAAACAGCUGUUGCAGCAUCCAAACCAUAUCCAAGAACUGAAUUGGUAAAUUCAGAAAUUCGCUCCAGAACUGUGGAUCGAUUGUGGUCGAUAACGGAGGACUUAAAUAUUUUGUAUAAAGAAAAUUGGACAAGACUAGCUGCUCAAGAAGUUCAGCACUUUCAGGAUACACUAUUGAGAGCAGUACAGUCCUCAAAGUUGCAACAACCUGGACUUCAGCCAGUGAUAAAGGCUUAUAGGUGGGAUUACGCUUCCGGCUUCUUAUACUCCCUGGCCUUAAUCACAACAGUUGGAUACGGUGGGGUAUCACCACGUAGCCAAUGGGGCCGGAUAGCUGCCUUAAUUUACGCCCUCUUUGGCAUCCCACUAAUGCUACUCUACCUCUCGGCAAUGGGUGAGGGUCUAUCCAGUGUGAUGCGAUGUAUCUUCCGUCGAUUUCGUUCCCCAUCCACAUCAGCGAGUAGUUCGGGUACGAAUAGCGCUAGCAGCAGUACAAGUGGGACCGGUGGUAAAGGACUCCCGUCCCUUGACACUGAAAAACGACCGCACACCUUCCACAAUGGUAGUACGUUCAAGAGUCACAAUCAUCACCAUAGCACCUCCUAUACAUCACCAACAGUGCCAAUAUCAGUUUGCAUCAUGAUACUUAUUUGCUACAUAAGCCUGGGUGCUGUUCUCUUCCAUAAGAUUCAGCAGUGGGGUGUACUGGAGAGCCUCUACUUCUGCUUCGCGUCUCUCAGCACAAUUGGCUUUGGGGACCUAUCGCCGCAGAGUCACUUGGCACAGUACAUAGCUUCUGGCUAUAUUCUCGUGGGGAUGGCCGUUGUGGCCAUGUGCUUCAGCCUCAUACAGAGUGAGCUUAUAGCGUGGCUACGGAAAUUUGGCGUACAAGAUCAGAUACCGUCGCCAAUUAAUGAGGAGGUUGCCCUCGUAACGGUGGCAAUGACACCAAAAUCCUGACAGAGGCAACACGAUCUCCUUGCCAAUAGCUACAGCUCCCUACCGAGACGUUCGAGUAAUUCCUUCCAGAGGAAUACACCCGUACGCCGAUCGACGGGCGUCAUGGAGAAUCACGUGGAGUACUUUGUGCCACGUAGUAUAAGUGAAUUUAAUCUUUCAGGGGUGGGUGACUUAGCACUACCACCGCCCAAGAGAUCACCCGUCUCACACAUACAACCAACCACUACACUCCUUCCACCCCCACCGGCGAGUCUCCUUGUGAAGCCACGGGAGAAAAUGGUGACGUUCGAAGAUGAAUCCAAGUGCCCCCACGGUGUGCCCACGACCCCACGAAAGGGUCCCAUUAUGGGUGAUGUGUUCAUGUGACGAGAGGGUGGAUGAGACGAACCGAUGCAGUACCCAGGGGAUGUCAUAAAGGUUUGAAGAUGUGGCCUCCAC
This is a messenger RNA of Lutzomyia longipalpis, 2997 nucleotides long. Its product is annotated as TWiK family of potassium channels protein 18. Gene Ontology annotation, molecular function: potassium ion leak channel activity. Gene Ontology annotation, cellular component: membrane. The record is from RefSeq and is a predicted model, not a curated record. Gene Ontology annotation, biological process: stabilization of membrane potential; potassium ion transmembrane transport. The transcript has 8 exons. Lineage: Eukaryota; Metazoa; Arthropoda; Insecta; Diptera; Psychodidae.